CCGAGGUUCCCUCGCAAUAUGGCUGUCAGUAUAAAUUUGAUGGCUGUAACAUGCGCUUCUCUCCGAGAAAUUUGACGAAUGUCGGCCGAUUUAAGCGCGGUCGGCCGCGUGAUGUGAUUUACCAAGGCGAUAAUCAAUGGGAAACGGCUAUGCGGGUUGGAUGAGAAUUUGACGUGACGUUCGCAGAGGCUCGAGAACCCAGAUUCAAAUACAGAGCACGAAUUGGUUGCAACAAUGACGUCCAGAUUAGAUAGAUUGUUCAUAUUACUCGAGACUGGAACGAACGCUGUGACUAAGAGAGCUGCGGCACAGCAGUUAGGUGAAGCACAGCGUCUGCACCCUCACGAUUUGCAUCACCUCUUAGCUCGAGUCUCUACCCUGUUGAAAUCGCCUCAAUGGGACACAAGGGUCUCCGCCGCUCAGGCGAUUCAAACGAUACUUGCCCAAGUCCCUCAGUGGGAUCCUCAGCCGAUUAAGAAGGAAGAGAACGUCGCCGAGGCGAAAAGAAGUCAACAGAAUCGACUGAGUCUCGAGGACUUCGAUAUGGAGAAAGUGUUAGCUCAGAGUUCGCAUUUGACCGGGUCGGAGGGUAGCGAAUAUGACCUGAUCGCUACCGAUGGGGAACAGGUGGCUAAUCAGGAAGAAAAAAUCGCUGCCAAGUUGGGGUUCCAUCCUCAGUUGAUGGACACAUCGGAAUUGUUUACUGCCGAGGAUUUGAAUAACACGGUUGUUCCAACAGGAAAUUGUCAGGGGAAGUUGUCGGUCAGCGAGACCCUGAAGCAGCCUGAAGGACUUAGUAGGAGGGAGAUGAACAGAGCUAGGCGCAAGGCGCGUCAGUCGGUAUCCAAGCAACGUUCCCGGGAGCCAGAAGACCAGCACCGCGCCCCUCAAGAAGAUCUCCAUACCCCGAACCCCACGCAAUCUCCUCCGACGUACACGUCUAUCCUGGAGUUCCACCCGAAGAAACCAAAACUCGAGGACUCCCCCUCUGAAACCGCGAGUCUCGCCACGGACACCCAAAACGAUUCGACGGCAGCGGUUCCCGAUAGUACAGGUUGCUGGCCGGACUCCGUGAUCGACUGGCCUCUGGAAUCGUUCGCUGAGAGUCUGAGCCAAGACCUCUUCAGUCAGAAAUGGGAGAUCCGCCAUGGUUCCGCCACCGCUUUACGAGAACUAAUAAAACUCCACGGGAAAGGCGCCGGGAAAUCGCGCGACCAAACGCCCUUGGAAAUGGAGGAGAGUCACUACGAAUGGAUAAUCGAUAAGGCUCUACGUUUACUCUGCGUCUUAGGUUUAGAUAGAUUCGGAGACUUCGUUUCGGACCAGGUGGUCGCGCCGGUCCGGGAAACCUGCGCCCAAGCUCUUGGCUCUCUGCUCCUGUUAAUCCCAAGUACUAAACAGAAAAACGGUGGGAUCGCCGGAAUCAUCUCGGUCAUAUUAAAAUUGCUCGAGCACGACGAAUGGGAGGCGAGGCACGGGGCACUCCUCGCUUUUAAAUACUUGUUAGCAGUCCGCGAGGAUCUGCUCGAUGAAAUCUUAGUCAAAGUAUAUCCAGCGAUCAUGAGAGGCCUGUCGGACCCUGUGGAUGACGUAGGCGCAGCUGCGGCUAGUGCUCUCAUCCCUGUAGCCUCGAGUCUACCUCGUUUAUUGAAGCCCGAAGAAUUAGAAGCGAUCAUCGCGAGACUUUGGGAAUUGCUGCACGAACAGGACGAUCUUGCAGCUGCUUGUAAUAGUUUCAUGGGUCUGCUGGCUGCGAUAUUGUCCCUGUCGACUGCUAGAGAUUGUUUGAUCCCUCAGCCUUUGUCGCAGGUUUUACCCAGGCUCUGGCCUUUCUUAAGUCACUCUAGCUCGAGCGUGCGAAAAGCAACGUUACAGACUUUAGAGACUUUGACUGGGGACAAGGGUGACGAGGAGAGAUGGGGCGAAGCCGGGGGCAUCGUCCUUCAAGAAGCUUUGCGACAUGUUUUUCAAAGAAUUCUUAUAGAACACGUGACGCUUAUUCAGGAUGUUGCUGAGAGAGUUUGGGAGAAUCUGGUGGUUAAGAGUGACCUGGGUCUGUUGUUGCACGCGGCUUGCCCUCUGGUCAGCACGUGGCUCUGUCUAGCCAUGCAACCGGAGAACUUACCGUUCAAUCCGAAUCUUCUGAUGGCCAUCACGAAUUCGAAAGUUAAUAAACAACCGCAGGUCGUCGCGAGUUCGGAGAACUUGGAAAGUGGGAAUAAUAAUUACGGAUGUAAGGCGGCGGUGGCAGCGGCGGGAGUGGCAGCAGUCUCGGAGUUGAAGGUUUAUAUCGGGGGAAUCGAGACAGUCGCUUUGGGCGUGAGGAAAAGCAACGUUGUUCAGGCGAGAUGUAGAGCUGCGAGGAUGCUGGGAUUGUUGAGUUAUUACGUGGUGCAGCCGGCGCCCGGCGUGGUUUACACCGAGGAUAUCCCCAGCCCGUCGAUUUGCUACGCGAAGGUGAUGCUGGCGCAUUUAAAUUCGAGGUCCGCGAUGCAGAGGACGGUGGCUGGGCUUACUAUGGCGCAUUGGGCAACUGUGAAAGGGGACGAGGCCACAGCGGUACCAGAUAUAUUAAGAAAAAGAUUAUUGGAGUGUCUGACAGAAUGUGUGUACUACGACGAGAUCGCCGGCUUCUUCACGCGUUUGCUCCACGACAGUCGCGAUUAUGUAGCAACAUUGAAACACUACAAGCUUCCAAUCCCUGUGAAAACCGAUACGUCGGGCGUGAUGACUCUCGAUCAAAUAACGAUGCUGGCUAGUAAGAAGAUAACUGAGCUUUCGACGAUGGGAGGAACCGGAACUCUGGGCAGCCCCGGGAUCAAGCUGAAGGCCAAGGCGAAAUUAAUAGAAGAUUUAGAAGAGAGGAGGAAAGCUCUCGAAGCCGCGGCGGCUGAAACGGCUAAUCAACAAUCGUUUUAUAACGUGACUUCGACUGCCGCUUUGGCCGGUGCUGCGACGAUGCUCAAGUGCCUCCCGGCUUCGCCCGAGCCUUUGAAUCCUUUGGUGAAGCCGCUGAUGGAAGCUGUUAAGAGAGAGGAGAACGAGGAGCUGCAAAAACUUGCCGCUAAGCAUUUGUCUUAUUUGGUCGACCUUUGCGUCGAUAGGAAACCUUCACCCAACGCUAAGAUAUCUACGAAUUUGUGUACAUUCCUUUGCUCCGACAUUGAGUUCACUCCGCGCGUGAAUUUCUCCGCCGAGCCGGACCUCUUCGACGGUAUCCUGACCCUCGGCAAUCGGCAGAAGCACGCGGAGAGAGUUGCUUAUAACAGAGGCACUAAUAGUGGACUCGGCGGAGGUCGAGGACCGGGGCGACCACCGACGACUGAAAUUCCUUUAGAAGAAUUGCUGGCGUGCGAGGAACCUGAAGCCAAGGCUGCUAGGACCAGAAGGAGAGGUGCGACCUUCGCGCUCACUGCUAUAGCUGGUCUGUUCGGCGCGAGCCUCACCGCUCGACUGCCUCACUUAUGGGACAUGAUGCUGCCCAGUUUGUUGUUGGAUGAGUCGAAAAUCGCGGUACAAUUGUCCCGCGAGAAUAAGAAUAACCCAGGAAAUAGCACCAGCAGCGAAGAGGAGGAAGUAAAUCAAUUAAUAUUCGGUUUACAAGUAUUAGAGACGAUGGCACCGAGCCUCGAUAAAGCUCUGCUACCUCCCGUCCUAGAAUCCCUUGUACCACUGUGCAAACUGUUGGCUCACCCGUACAAAGCGGUAAGACACAUGGCCUCACGCUGCAUUGCCGUUCUCGCGUCUCUCAACACCGAAAAGGUGAUAGUUCAAGUGAUUCAAAGCGUGAUCCCUCUGUUGGAAGCGACUGGAGCCGACAAACUGUCCUUCUCCUCCUCCUCCACCUUCGCGAACAUUGCGGCUCCGAGCGAACUGGAUUCGGUAAGGCAAGGCGCGGCCGAGGCAUUGGCUUGUCUGGUCGAAGGCCUCGGCGUUAACAUCGUACCUUACGCGGUCCUCUUCAUGGUCCCCUUGCUGGGACGCAUGAGCGAUCAGAAUCAAGCGGUCAGACUGGCCUGCAGUGCGACUUUUGCGACUCUCGUCCAGUUAUUGCCGUUGGACCCCGGGGCCAUCACUGACCCGCCGAAUUUGAUAGAAAAGAAGGCCCAAGAACGUCGGUUCAUGGAGCAGUUGCUAAAUCCCAGGAGCAUCCCGGACACUGAGCUACCGAUCCCAGUGGCCGCGGAGUUGCGCUCGUAUCAACGCCAAGGAUUGAACUGGUUGAACUUCUUGAACGUUUACCGGCUGCAUGGAGUUCUCUGCGACGACAUGGGCCUAGGGAAAACCUUGCAGACCCUCUGUAUCCUAGCUUUAGACCAUCACCGUAACCCUCACGUACCGCCCAGCCUAGUAGUGUGUCCGCCGACGUUGACCGGCCACUGGGUGUACGAGGCGGAGAAGUUCUUCGAGGCGAAAAACCUCUCGGUGCUGCAGUACGCGGGGACGCCACCCGAACGAGAGAAACUGAGGCCGAGGGUCACGUAUCACAGACUGAUCGUGGCUAGUUACGAUAUAGUAAGGAAGGAUAUCGACUACUUUGAGAGGAGACAGUGGAACUAUUGCGUGCUAGACGAGGGGCAUGUGAUAAAAAAUGGGAAGACGAAGAGUGCCAAGGCAACUAAGAGGCUCCACGCGAAUCACAGGCUGAUACUAUCUGGAACUCCGGUGCAGAACGACGUGCUGGAACUGUGGUCCCUCUUCGAUUUUCUGAUGCCAGGCUUCCUGGGCACCGAGAAACAAUUCGCAGCGAAAUACUCGAGGCCUAUCCUGGCUUGCAGGGAACCGAAAGCAGGGCCUAAGGAACAGGAGGCGGGAGCUCUGGCUAUGGAAGCCCUCCACAGACAGGUUUUGCCGUUUUUACUCAGACGAAACAAGGAGGACGUGCUGCAGGACUUGCCACCGAAGAUAACGCAGGACUAUUACUGUGAUCUCUCUCAAUUGCAAAAGAUGCUUUACGAGGACUUCCGCAGCAGGCAUUCGGCCAGUCUGUUGUCCGGAGACGCCUCGGGCAACGAUCCGCACGGUGGACAUGUGUUCGAGGCACUUAGGUACCUCAGGAACGUUUGCAAUCAUCCAAAAUUAGUACUGAGUCAGAAACAUCCGUUAUACGAAACGAUCUGCGUCAAUCUGAAACAACAGAAGAGCACCCUAGGCGAGAUCGAGCACGGCGCUAAGCUGCCAGCCCUGAAGCAGCUCCUCCUUGAUUGCGGCAUCGGUCAGCCCCAGCAACAGCAGCCGCAUCAACCGAGAAACUCGACAACCGCCGACAUCUCUUCCACGCAACAGCAACAGCUGGUGAGCCCCCACCGAGCUCUGAUCUUCUGUCAACUGAAGGCGAUGUUGGACAUCGUGGAGAAAGAUCUGUUACGCGUUCACCUACCAACGGUCACUUAUCUGAGGCUCGACGGGGGCAUUCCGGCGACUCAGAGGCAUUCAGUGGUCGCCAGAUUCAACGCGGAUCCUUCGAUCGAUGUUCUAUUGCUCACGACUCAGGUUGGCGGAUUGGGAUUGAACUUGACCGGUGCCGACACCGUGAUCUUCGUCGAGCACGACUGGAAUCCCAUGAAGGACCUCCAAGCGAUGGACAGGGCGCACAGGAUCGGCCAGAAGAAAGUUGUCAACGUUUAUAGAUUGAUCACGAGGUCCACGGUCGAAGAGAAGAUCAUGGGACUGCAGAAAUUCAAAUUGCUCACCGCAAACACCGUCAUUUCGACCGACAACGCCUCACUGGAGACGAUGGCCACCGAUCAGUUGUUAGAUUUAUUUUCCUUGGAGAAUAACAAAGAGAAGAGGAAAGAGGAGGACAGGAAAGUGAACCUCGUGCCUGGGUUCAACAGGUCGGUACUGGACAUGCUGCCCGAACUAUGGGAACAGCAGCAGUACGACGACGAGUACAAUUUCGAUUCGUUCUUGUCUACUUUGAAGGCGACGGAGAAUCAACAGAUCAUGAAUUAGGACCGAGGAGCGACCGUUGAGCCGAUGAACAGUGCGUGGCUCUUAUCAGACUGUAAUUCAGUUUAUUUAAAUUUGUUUACUAAGGAAAAAUUGAUGAAUCUUUUUUUUAUUCUGUAAAGGUGCCACUCAACUAGUUUCGUUAGUCUUUUCGGAAGCAAGGAGGAGAACGUUCAUGGAGUAAGAAGAGACUGUCCAUGUUUAUUUAUAGUAACUUAUAAGAAAGAAUGAAAGGACUCUACGAUGACAGCUUGGGACGAUGAUUCCUGGCCCAGCUCCGGCUUGUGUUAAUUUUCCUUGCGGGAACAAGUCUCGUUUUUUUCAAUGCUCGAUCUGGCAUUGAUGCUACUAGAUUUUGACAUAAUUUUCACAUUUCCAAAUGAAACAAUUUUAACCUACGUCUUAAAAUAUUAAUUGAGCUAAUAAUUCAAUGAACGAUCAAUAAGUACAUAAACAAAUGAACAGGUAAAAAUGUAAAUAAAUAAAUGA
Ceratina calcarata is the source of this 6441-nucleotide messenger RNA. It is a transcript of the gene Hel89B, whose product is annotated as histone acetyltransferase 1. The coding region runs from base 235 to 5955 and encodes 1906 amino acids. NCBI's taxonomy places the organism in Eukaryota, Metazoa, Arthropoda, Insecta, Hymenoptera, Apidae. Gene Ontology annotation, molecular function: ATP binding; ATP hydrolysis activity; DNA binding. The transcript has 12 exons. The record is from RefSeq and is a predicted model, not a curated record.